This is a messenger RNA of Aspergillus oryzae RIB40, 1104 nucleotides long. Its product is annotated as cytochrome P450. NCBI's taxonomy places the organism in Eukaryota, Fungi, Ascomycota, Eurotiomycetes, Eurotiales, Aspergillaceae. The record is from RefSeq and is a predicted model, not a curated record. The transcript is spliced from 2 exons. Gene Ontology annotation, molecular function: oxidoreductase activity, acting on paired donors, with incorporation or reduction of molecular oxygen; iron ion binding; heme binding. Bases 1 to 1104 code for a protein of 367 amino acids.
AUGAGCCGUAUUCUAGGGCAGUGCUUGGGGCUCAUGGCGGGUCCGCGCUGGAAGCUUUUAAAGGGGACUGCGGCACCACCUUUCAUGCACCCAACAGCUGUCAGAUCCAUCGGUCGAAUUCAAGAACAUGUUCGGGCCCAUUUCCAUGAUCUGGAAACAAACGGGAAUCUCAGAGAAGGCCGGAUACACCCCGUUCAAGAUCUAAAGAUGCUUCCGUUUUUCAUCGUUGCGGAGGCAAACUAUGGCUCCCUGACGCCAGCCAUGAAAUCCGAGCUCGAUUCCCUCGCGCCGGCUCGAGAAAAUCUCAUGAAAUUCGUUCUUUUCGGUGGUCUGGCCCGGUUUAAUAUCUCCCGCUUCUUUCCCACGGAAGCCAACCGUCAAUUGCGGCGAUUUCGCUCUCAAUGGCGGGCUUUUAACCGCGCCGCAUACGAGCGUGCCCGGGAGAAACACCCGUCGGCGAUGGUCGUCCAGAUGUACGACGCCGUCCAUAAGGGCGUCCUGACGGAGGAACAGGUAGCACAAACGAUGGACGAGACUCUCUACGCCAACCUGGACGUGACAACGGGGGGUCUGUCCUGGAAUCUGGUGUUCUUGGCUGCCAACCCGGCCUGCCAAGCACGACUCCACGAAGAAAUAUCCGCGCUGACACCUGCCGAGGAAGAAGGGUAUAUCUCUCGUAAUGGAACCUACCUUGCAGCAUGUGUGUUAGAGUCCUCCCGGCUCCGUCCAGCUCUCCCGUUUACCAUUCCGCAAUCGGCCCCGACAGAGCGUGUAGUCGAUGGGUAUCGUAUCCCUGCUGGAACCAAUUAUGUAGUCGAUACAUGGGGAUUGAACGUGCGAGAUGAGUUCUGGGCGCCCGAUAAUAGCACAUAUCGCCCAGAGAGGUUCCUAAAUAGCUCGAACACGGAUCUACGAUACCACUUCUGGCGGUUUGGAUUUGGCCCUCGCCAGUGCAUAGGGCGCUACACUGCGGACGUGGUGAUCAGGGCCAUUUUACUGCAUUUGGUCAAGCAUUAUGAGCUGCAGAUGCUGGAGGAAGGGGAUUUCACGCAGGACCCUGAGUGUUGGAUCACGCAUCCAGAUUUACAGGUGAAGCCCAACUAG